GUUAGCUUUUGAGCGUCCUGAGCUCUGCACCCAAGGCCGCGAGCGGCAGCGGCGGCUGCUUCGACAGCCUGAGGGCAGCGCGAUGGGAGACGAGAUGGACGCCAUGAUCCCCGAGCGGGAGAUGAAGGAUUUUCAGUUUAGAGCACUGAAGAAAGUGAGAAUUUUUGACCCCCCUGAGGAGUUGCCCAAGGAGCGCUCGAGUCUGCUUGCCGUGUCCAAUAAAUAUGGUCUGGUCUUUGCUGGUGGAGCUAGUGGGUUGCAGAUUUUUCCCACUAAAAAUCUUCUUAUUCAAAAUAAACCUGGAGAUGAUCCCAAUAAAAUAGUUGAUAAAGUCCAAAGCUUGCUGGUUCCUAUGAAAUUCCCAAUACAUCACCUGGCCCUGAGCUGUGAUAAUCUCACACUCUCUGUGUGCAUGAUGUCUAGCGAAUAUGGUUCCAUUAUCGCUUUUUUUGAUGUUCGCACAUUCUCAAAUGAGGCUAAACAGCAGAAACGCCCAUUUGCCUAUCAUAAGCUUUUGAAAGAUGCAGGAGGCAUGGUGAUUGAUAUGAAGUGGAACCCCACUGUCCCCUCCAUGGUGGCAGUUUGUCUGGCUGAUGGCAGUAUUGCUGUCCUACAAGUCACAGAAGCAGUGAAAGUGUGUGCAACUCUUCCUUCCACAGCAGCAGUGACAUCUGUGUGCUGGAGCCCCAAAGGAAAGCAGCUGGCAGUGGGAAAACAGAAUGGAACUGUGGUCCAGUAUCUUCCCACUUUGCAGGAAAAAAAAGUUAUUCCUUGUCCUCCGUUUUAUGAGUCAGAUCAUCCUGUCAGAGUUCUGGAUGUGCUGUGGAUCGGUACGUAUGUCUUCACAAUAGUAUAUGCUGCUGCAGAUGGGACAUUGGAAACGUCUCCUGAUGUGGUGAUGGCCCUACUACCGAAAAAAGAAGAAAAGCACCCAGAGAUAUUCGUGAACUUUAUGGAGCCGUGCUAUGGCAGCUGCACGGAGAGACAGCAUCAUUACUACCUGCAUUACAUUGAGGAGUGGGAUUUAGUGCUGGCAGCAUCUGCAGCUUCAACAGAAGUUAGUAUUCUUGCUCGACAAAGUGAUCAGAUUAACUGGGAAUCUUGGCUACUAGAGGAUUCUAGUCGAGCAGAACUGCCUGUGACAGACAGGAGUGAUGACUCCUUGCCCAUGGGAGUUGCCAUAGAUUAUACUAACCAGGUGGAAAUCGCCAUCAGUGAUGAAAAGACUCUUCCUCCUGCUCCAGUUCUCAUGUUACUAUCAACAGAUGGUGUGCUUUGUCCAUUUUAUAUGAUCAAUCAAAAUCCUGGGGUUAGGUCCAUCAUGAAGACACUAGAGCGGCUGUCAAUAGAUGGAGAACGACAACCUAAGUCACCAGGAAGUACUCCUACUACUCCAACCUCCUCUCAAGACCCACAAAAACUUGAUGCUUCAGCAGCUGCAGCCCCCACCUGUCUUCUGCCUUCAUCGCCUGCUGCUCCCAUCUCCACCUUCUCUUUGCCUCCUGCUGGUGGAGCCCCUGCCAUGGUCUCCUUUGGUUCUUCAUCCUUGAAAUCAUCUGCUUCUGUCACUGGGGAGCCCCCUCCAUAUUCAAGUGGCUUCGACAGUUCCAAAACAGCUCUGGGCUCCGGCACAUCUCCCUUCUCAUUUGCUCCUCCUUCUAAAGCCUCCCUGGCCCCCACCCCUGCAGCAUCUCCCAUGGCCCCAUCAACUGGUUCAUUUUCCUUUGGAUCAUCGAGUUUUAAGCCUACCCUAGAAAGCAUACCAAUGCCAAGUGUGUCUGCUCCAAAUAUAGGAAUAAAGCCCUCCUUCCCUCCCUCAGCAUCUGCAGUCAAGGUCAACCUUAGUGAAAAGUUUACGGCCGUGGCUACCUCUGCUCCUACUAAUAGCUCCCAGAGUGCACCCUUGAUGCUGCCCUUCUCUUCCACUCCCAGGCCAGCUGCUUCUGCACCUCUCAGCCACCCCACGCCUCUCUCAGCAUCAUCCAGUUCCUUGUCAUUGAAGACCUCAGUCUCUCCCUCACCAUCAGCAGGACGAUCUGCUCAGAGCAGUCCAAAUCCAGUGCCCUCAAUGGUACAGAAAUCACCCAGGAUAACGCCUCUAGUGGCAAAGUCAGCCUCUCCCCAGGCUAAGUCACUUCAGCCUCCUGUUACAGAAAAGCAGGGACAUCAGUGGAAGGAUUCAGAUCCUGUGAUGGCUGGAAUCGGGGAGGAGAUUGCACACUUUCAGAAGGAGCUGGAAGAGCUGAAAGUCCGAACUUCCAAAGCCUGUUUCCAAGUGGGCACCUCUGAGGAGAUGAAGGUUCUGCGCACAGAGUCAGACGACUUGCACACUUUUCUUCUGGAGAUUAAAGACACCACAGAGUCUCUUCAUGGAGAUAUAAGUACCCUGAAAACAACUUUACUUGAGGGCUUCGCAGGGGUUGAAGAAGCCAGAGAACAAAAUGAAAGAAAUCGUGACUCUGGGUAUCUCCAUUUACUUUAUAAGAGGCCACUGGAUCCAAAAAGUGAAGCUCAGCUCCAGGAAAUUCGGCGUCUUCAUCAAUAUGUGAAAUUUGCUGUCCAAGAUGUGAAUGAUGUUCUAGACUUGGAGUGGGAUCGGCAUCUGGAACAAAAGAAAAAACAAAAGCGCCUGCUUGUACCAGAGCGAGAGACACUGUUUAAUACCCUAGCUAACAACCGGGAGAUCAUCAAUCAACAAAGGAAGAGGUUGAAUCACCUGGUGGACAGUCUCCAGCAGCUCCGUCUUUAUAACCAAACUUCCCAGUGGCGCCUUGCCUCGGCUGUUCCUUCCCAGAGCAGCACUCAAAGUUUUGACAGUCACCUUGAAAGCCUGCGCAAUGCUUUGUUGAAAACCACCAUAGAAUCUCACAACAAACCCUUGCCCAAAGUACCAGCUAAACUGUCCCCUGUGAAACAGGCACAACUGAGAAACUUCUUGGCCAAGAGAAAGACCCCGCCAGUGAGAUCUACUGCUCCAGCCAGCCUGUCUCGAUCAGCCUUCCUGUCUCAGAGAUAUUAUGAAGACUUGGAUGAAAUCAGCUCAACAUCAUCCAUCUCCCAGUCUCUGGAGAGUGAAGAUGCCCGAGCAUCCUGUAAAGAUGAGGAGGAGGUGGUUCAAGUCCCUCGGCACGCUCCUGUGGUUCGCACUCCUUCCAUCCAGCCCAGUCUCUUGCCCCAGGCAGCACCUUUUGCUAAGUCUCACCUGAUUCAUGGUUCUUCGCCUGGUGUGAUGGGAACUUCAAUGACUAUGUCUACUAGCAAAAUUAUUCCUCAAGGGGCUGACAGCACAAUGUUUGCGACAAAAACCGUGAAACAUGGUGCACCUGGACCUUCCCACACCAUCUCAGCUCCCCAGGCAGCUGCUGCUGCAGCACUGAGACGGCAGAUGGCCAAUCAGGUGCCAGCUGUAAGUACGUUGACUGAAUCAACUUUGAAGAAUGUCCCUCAAGUGGUAAAUGUGCAGGAGUUGAAGAAUAAUCCUACAGCCCCCUCUGUAGUGAUGGGUUCUUCAGUGCCAUACUCUACAGCCAAAACACCUCAUCCAGUGUUAACCCCAGUGGCUGCUAACCAAGCCAAGCAGGGGUCUCUCCUAAAUUCCCUAAAGCUAUCUGGGCCCACACCAGCAUCCAGUCAGUUGUCAUCUGGUGAUAAAGCUUCAGGGCCAGGGACAGCUAAAGUUGAAACAGCUGUGACUUCGACCCCCUGUGCUGUUGGGCAGUUCAGCAAGCCUUUCUCAUUUUCUGCAUCAGGGGCUAGCUUUACUUUCGGGAUAAUCACACCAACACCGUCUUCUAAUUUCACUGCUGCACAAGGGACAACACCAUCCACUAAAGAGUCAAACCAGCUGGAUGCAUUCUCAUUUGGUGGUGGAGGCAAACCUUUUUAUGAGACCAUCCCUGAAAGCUCACCUCCCUCAGGAAUCACAUCAGCAUCAAAUAUCACAGGAACUGCCGUGGCUUCUCCUGGGGAGUCUGCUCCAUCUACCAGCAGACCUGUGGCACCUUCUGGGAUUGCUCUUUCCACCACCUCUAGCAAGCUGGAAACUCCGCCAUCCAAGUUGGGAGAGCUUCUGUUUCCAAGUUCUUUAGCUGGAGAGACUCUAGGAAGUUUUUCAGGACUGCGAGUUGGCCAAGCAGAUGAUUCUACAAAGCCAGCCAGUAAGGCUUCAUCCACAAGCCUAACUAGUGCUCAGACAACCAAGACUUCAAGUGGACCCUCAGGAUUUAGUUUUACUGGCCCUCCAGUAUUAGGGAAGCAUGUGGAGCUCCCUGUGACCUCUGUAACUGCUACCACAGUAGCACCACUAGCAGCCACCAGCACAGGCACCAGUUCCUCAACUGGUAUUUUUGGCAGUCUGCCACUCAUGGGAUCCCCUGGGCUAAUCAAUUUUGGUGGGACAUCUCUAAGUGGUAGCAAGACUAGUUUUUCAUUUGGAAGCCAGCAGACCAGUAGUACAGUGCCCCCAUCUGCCCCACCAUCAACUACAGCUGCCACUCCCCCUACAACAUCGUUCCCCACAUUGUCAUUUGGUAGCCUCCUGAGUUCAGCAUCUGCUCCCUCCCUGCCUGUGUCCAAAGACGAUGCUGUGCCAUCAACUUUGCCUGAGAAGCCAGGCAACAUUGAGGUCUCAGCAUCAACAACCUCACUUCCAGGGCAGCCGCAGUCAGCCCAAGUUCCCCAGGCUCCUCUGCAAACUUCUGACUCUGUUAAAAAAGAACCUGUUGUUGCCCAGCCUGCAGUCAGCAACCCUGGCACUACAGAGUCUAGCACCAGCGUCAUAGCACCUUCUGCAGAGGCCACUCCAGCAGCCACUGGGGGCCCCGACGUCAAGACAGAGGCAGUGUCUCCUGCUUCCACUUUUUCAGUGCCUGGGCAGGUUGCUGUCACAGCACCUACAAUCACAAGUGCAGGCCCAGGGGCCGUCGAAACAUCAAGCACCCCCACACCCUCCAGCACUGUUUCUAGUGUUGCUCCAGGCCCAGCUACAGAGACAGCAGUGUUUGGGACUGCCACUUCUGGCUCAUCAGUCUUUACUCAGCCACCUGUUGCCAGUUCUAGCUCAGCUUUCAGCCAGCUCACCAGCAAUACAGCCACUGCCCCCUCUGCCAGCCCCAUGUUUGGGCAGGCAGCAGCCAGCACCUCACCAAGUCUGUUUGGGCAGCAGACGGGCAGCAUAGCCAGCACAGCAGCUGCCACGCCUCAGGUCAGCAGCUCAGGGUUUGGCAGUCCAGCUUUUGGCACCUCAGCCUCAGGGGUUUUUGGACAGACCACCUUUGGGCAGUCCCCGGCCUUUGGGCAGUCGACGAGCAGCCCCGCAAGUGGCUUUUCCUUCAGCCAGCCUGGGUUCAGUUCCGUGCCUGCUUUCGGCCAGUCUACUUCCUCCACCCCCACAUCUACCAGUGGCAGUGUCUUUGGUGCCUCCUCAAAUACCAGUAGCAUCGGCUCUUUCUCUUUUGGACAGUCAUCUGCCAACACAGGAGGGGGGCUGUUUGGCCAAAGCAAUACUCCUGCUUUUGGUCAGAGUCCCAGCUUUGGGCAGGGAGGUUCUGUUUUUGGUGGUACAUCAGCCACUACCACAACAGCAGCAUCCCCCGGGUUUAGCUUUUGUCAAGCGUCAGGUUUUGGGUCUAGUAAUACUAGUUCUGUGUUUGGUCAAGCAGCCAGUGCUGGUGGAACAGUCUUUGGCCAGCAAUCAUCCCCUUCCAGUGGUAGCGUGUUUGGGUCUGGAAACACUGGAAGAGGGGGAGGUUUCUUCAGUGGCCUUGGAGGGAAACCCAGCCAGGAUGCAGCCAACAAAAACCCAUUCAGCUCGGCCAGCGGGGGCUUUGGGUCUACAGCCACCCCAAAUACUUCUAACCUGUUCGGAAACAGUGGGGCCAAGACAUUUGGUGGAUUUGCCAGCGCAUCAUUUAGAGAACAGAAACCUGCUGGCACUUUUAGCUCUGGAGGAGGAAGUGUGGCAUCCCAAGGCUUCGGGUUUUCUACUCCAAAUAAAACAGGUGGCUUCGGUGCUGCUCCAGUGUUUGGCAGCCCUCCUACUUUUGGGGGAUCCCCUGGGUUUGGAGGGGUGCCAGCAUUCGGUUCAGCCCCAGCCUUUACAAGCCCUCUGGGCUCGACGGGAGGCAAAGUGUUCGGAGAGGGUACUGCAGCUGCCAGCGCAGGAGGAUUCGGGUUUGGGAGCAACGGCAGCACCACGUCCUUUGGCACCCUCGCGAGUCAAAACGCUCCUACUUUUGGCUCCCUGUCCCAACAGACUUCUGGUUUUGGGACCCCGAGCAGUGGCUUCUCUGGUUUUGGAUCUGGUGUAGGAGCAUUCAGCUUUGGAUCAUCUAACUCGUCCGUCCAGGGGUUUGGUGGCUGGAGAAGCUGAGGGGUGGCGGUGUUCCUCGCAGUUCCUGUGACCACCUGCAUUCUCAGCUCCCUUCACCAAGAAGCGCUGGAGCAGGCUGUUAAAAAUGGACAUUCUCACUGAAACACACAGCCAGAAGGGAACAAAAGAAACCAAAACUCAAGAGAUGCUGGAUUGCUUGUUCUGUUUUACACUUCAUUUUUGGGUUUCUGCCCUCUGCUAUUAAACUGUUUGGUCUGUUUCUAUACAGAAUAUAUGUGGGGUUUUUUUAGGUCUCAGCCCAGUAGAGAAGUUUCCCCUUUCUGUGGCUCUGAGAACCCGGCACAGCCUCCAUCAGCCAGCAGUGUGUGUUCAAGGAUGGCGUCAAAAGUAGCCGGCGUGGGGUGUUGGUAAAGAAGGGGAGUGGGCUCUGCCCAGGCCUCACCUGCUCCUGGAGCCCUCCA
Cynocephalus volans (Philippine flying lemur) is the source of this 6792-nucleotide messenger RNA. It is a transcript of the gene NUP214, whose product is annotated as nucleoporin 214. The record is from RefSeq and is a predicted model, not a curated record. NCBI's taxonomy places the organism in Eukaryota, Metazoa, Chordata, Mammalia, Dermoptera, Cynocephalidae. The transcript has 36 exons. Gene Ontology annotation, cellular component: nuclear pore. Bases 83 to 6370 code for a protein of 2095 amino acids. Gene Ontology annotation, molecular function: protein binding; structural constituent of nuclear pore. Gene Ontology annotation, biological process: protein import into nucleus; RNA export from nucleus.